This is a messenger RNA of Condylura cristata (star-nosed mole), 2139 nucleotides long. Its product is annotated as X-linked retinitis pigmentosa GTPase regulator-like. The record is from RefSeq and is a predicted model, not a curated record. NCBI's taxonomy places the organism in Eukaryota, Metazoa, Chordata, Mammalia, Eulipotyphla, Talpidae. The transcript has a single exon. Gene Ontology annotation, molecular function: ubiquitin protein ligase activity. Gene Ontology annotation, biological process: ubiquitin-dependent protein catabolic process; visual perception; protein ubiquitination. Gene Ontology annotation, cellular component: photoreceptor outer segment. The coding region runs from base 1 to 2139 and encodes 712 amino acids.
AUGGGGGAAUCCAGUGAGCUGGUGCCCCAUUCAGGUGCUGUGUUUACAUUUGGAAAAACUAGAUUUGCUGAAAAUAUUCCUAGCAAAUUCUGGUUUAAAAAGUACAUACCUAUAUGUCUUUCCUGUGGAGAUGAACAUACUGCCAUUGUUACAGGAAAUAAUAAACUUUACAUGUUUGGUAGUAACAACUGGGGGCAGUUAGGAUUAGGAACAAAGUCAACGGUUAACAAGCCAACCUGUGUUAAAGCUUUCAAGUCUGAAAAAGUGGUAUUUGCUGCCUGUGGAAGGAACCACACCAUAGUUUCAACAGAAGGAGGCAAAGUUUAUGCAGCUGGAGGAAAUAAUGAAGGACAAUUGGGACUUGGUGACACUGAAGAGAGGAACAGUUUUCAGCUAAUUAAUUUUUUUACAUCCCAGCAUAAGAUUAAACAGCUUGCUGCUGGAUCCAGCACUUCAGCUGCAUUAACUGAAGAUGGAGAGCUUUUUAUGUGGGGUGACAAUUCUGAAGGACAAAUUGGUUUAAAAAAUUUAACUAGUGUGUGUGUCCCUCAUCAAGUUACCGUUGGGAAGCCUAUUUCCUGGAUCUCUUGUGGCUAUUACCAUUCUGCUUUUGUAACAAAAGAGGGAGAACUGUAUACAUUUGGAGAACCUGAUUGUGGGAAGUUAGGUCUCCCCAAUCAGCUGUUGCUCAAUCAUAGAACACCCCAGCAGGUGUCUGGAAUUUGUGAGCCGGUUAUCCAAGUAGCCUGUGGUGGCGCGCACACAGUGGUCCUCACAGAGAAAGCCGUGUACACCUUUGGCCUGGGACAGUUUGGUCAGCUGGGUCUUGGUCCUUUUCUUUUCGAAACUUUAGAACCCAAAGUUGUUGAUCAGAUUGAGCAUCAGAAAGUAAGUUAUAUUUGCUGUGGAGAAAAUCACACAGCUUUGAUAACAGAUGUAGGCCGUCUGUAUACUUUUGGAAAUGGUAGACAUGGAAAACUAGGACGUGGAUUGGAGAAUUUUAACAAUCAGUUCAUUCCCACUUUGUGCUCUAAUUUUUUGAGGUUUACAGUUCAAUUGGUUGCUUGUGGUGGAUGUCACAUGCUAGUUUUUGCUUCUCCACGACAUGGUGUGCCAGAAGAAAUUGAUUUUGAUGAAGUAAAUGACUCUUGCUUACCUUCAAUGACUUCUCUACCUGUCAAUGAUCUCUCAUCAGUGAAUGUUCUAUAUAGAACUUUAUCAGCACAUGUGCGGCGAAGAAAAAAGGAGAAGUCGCCUGAUUCCACUCAAAUAGUACAAACACUACCUCCAAUUGAAGGGAUUUCUGUACCACCUGUUGGUUUUGCCCAUGUGCCUACAAGUCCUUCAGCAGAACAAACAAUAUCUGGAAAGGGGGAUACCCUUUGCUCAGUGCAACCCAGUUAUUUUCAAGAUAAAAUAACCAAAGAAAAAGAAACAAAUAAUCCUUCAGCAGCAGAUUCAGAAAGCUUUGGAAAAACCACAGAUGUCUUAAGUAUGACACAUGUGAUCAGCAUGAAUUCCAAUGACAAGUCAUUAAAAUUAUUGCCAAUUCAAAAACAAAAGAAACAAACAAUGAAGAAACUGAAACAGCACAUAGCACAUACUGAAAAUGAUGAUGGGAAUGAACAUGAAAGUAAAGAGAUGUGCCAAAAUAUGAAAGAAGGGAAAACAUAUAAUCAACUUUUGGCAAAAGGAAUCUACAUGGCUCAAGCAGCUGUGCUUAUGGGAGCAUUUUCAAAUAAGGAUGUACAGACUCAAGAGCAGAAAAAAAGAACAGAGGAUUCAGAAAGUGAAUUAAAGGAGCAACACACACACCCACACAAGAAAAAUAUAGAGGUGUACGGAAGAAAGAAAGAGAAAGUAGAGAUCUUGUUAGAAUACCACACUGACAGGGCAGAGCAUCCUAGAUGUUCAGAAAAUGAAGGGUGUGAAGAUGUAGAUGAGGAAAUUUCUAACAAUCUGAAAGAUGAAAAGAAAGCCAUGGGAGACUAUAAAAAUCUUAAAGAUGACCACAGUGAGACAGAGGAGCAAAAAGAUCCAGACAGCUCAGUUAAAAAAAACAAGUCCAAAUGGAACAAACAGGCCAUUUACAAAUACAAUGAAAAUCCAAAAGGAAAUAUGCAUAAAGAGCUAUAUUAG